Molecule: messenger RNA, 1865 nt
Organism: Dermacentor andersoni
Lineage: Eukaryota; Metazoa; Arthropoda; Arachnida; Ixodida; Ixodidae
Product: SAP30-binding protein-like
Biological process (GO): regulation of DNA-templated transcription
Cellular component (GO): nucleus
Source: RefSeq, a predicted model, not a curated record
UCUAUGCCUCAAAUGAACGUCUCGUUCUCUUGGUUGUCUUGGUUGCUCUCAUAGAGGGUUGCCAGUUGCCGAUUUUUGUUCUGUGGAUUUUUGUUCUGUGCGGUCGUGUUCUCUUCUACAAUACCUUGUUGCUUGAUCCGACGGAGAAAACAGAGGAGGAAGGGGAGUGCGACGCCGCCAACUUGUCGUUCCCGUUCCUUGUUUAGUCAGGAAUUUAAUCCGUUGAUUACGUGAUUACGCGUAGCCUCGAAGUGUUCACACCCGAUAGGAAUGCACCGCGGCUUGAAGCCAAUGCCAAAGCUGUGACCGUCGCUACUAUCCACCAUGAACAGCGAUUCCUCGACAUCGAAAGCGACAGCGUUGGCGUCGCUGACCGAGACGUACACCGAUUCGGAAGGCGAACUCGACUCAGAGCCAGAGACCAUCGAGCGCAAGGAGCCGAGCAUCGAGAGCACGCCGAACUCGCAGAGUGGAGUGCCGCUCGUCUCGUACCGCGCCGAGGACGAGGACGAGGCAGUCGGUGAGGACGACGAAGCACACGCCGAGUCUGGCCAGGUGCUGUACGUACGGCCCGAGUCUCCAGUCUCCUUCCACCGAUGCCUGCAGAGCUUGGGGCCGAAUGGCGUGUUCCUGCCGCCAGAGCCGCCGGGCCGCUGCGCGCCGGCUCUUCAGGAGAAGAUCGCACGCCUCUAUGAGCGGAAGGUUCGUGAUGGGCGAGACAUGAAUGCGUCCAUCCAGAUGCGUAAGGACUUCCGCAACCCGAGUAUCUACGAAAAACUGAUUGCGUACUGCGGCAUCGACGAGCUUGGCACUAACUACCCACCGGAGACGUACGACCCGCACAGCUGGGGCCCGGACUCGUACUAUGAGGAACUCUCACGGCGCCAGAAGGAGGAGAUGGACAAGCGCGAACGUGAGAAGAAGACCAAGGUGGAGUUCCUCACGGGCACGGCCAAGAAGCCCGAACCGCGCAAGAGUAAAUGGGACGUGGGUGGAACGCAGCCCGUGCUGGGCGUCGCGAGGCCCCUUGCGGCCGUCCCUUCUGCCAUCCUGCCGCCGCCGCUGGCGUCCAGGCCGACUGUCAUCUCGGCCUUCGGCACGUUGCCCAAGAAACCCGCCGCCAAGCCAUGAGUGUGCUGUGCUCCAUACAGUGGGCGUGUCUGCGGCAGGUCUUUCCCCUCUUAUUGUUCGUGCAGGCAGCGAAGCCGCAGUGGCACGCAUCACUUUUGAUUGGUACAAAUCUGGUGACGCCUUGGGCAGGAAACAAAGAAUACUGUGUAUCUGAAAAUGAAACUGGCCCACAUUGUGGCUCCAAAUGUGGUCAGAAAAGCACAAUUAACCCUUGACAUGUAAAUAAACAAGACCACUCACUGGUUGUUUAAUUGGUGAAAUUAAUUUUAAAAAAAAGGAAAGGGACAUUGUAGGCAGCUCAGGCCGCAUACUUCCAUAGCAGCCUCAGUCUACAAGCAUGCACAAAGGUUUUUGGAGCAUGCAAUCCGAGGGAAAAAAUGACACGAUUGUAGCAAACACAUUCUUUCAAAUUAUAAAAGGCCUAUGUAUAUGUACUUCAGUUUACAGAUACCACAUUUCUUAUUUAUUCUUCCUGCUGAGUGGAGAAGUGACGAUGUUUAACUUCUGCAAAACUUAAUGCUCCAGAAGCUUUUAUGGUUGACUGUACAUACCGAAUUGCAAUCUUAAGCCAUGGUCUCACAGCUGGCUCUAUACUCAAACGCAGCUUCUACCACUGGACAUCACAGGUGUAGUCUGUGGGCAAAUUGUGAUUCAGUCAGUAAUUUUCAUAACUGCUGCCUCCAUUUGUUAAUUUGUUUCAUGAUUAUCAUUAAUAAAACCUUAUUUUUUGACAA